AUGAGUCUCAGUCCUAUUGAAAAGGCAGCUUCUGGAGCCUUGGCAUCCGCCAUAGCCAACACCAUCAUCUAUCCUGUCGACCUUUCCAAAACCAUCAUCCAGACUCAAGUUCACACAACCAACGGCAACAACAAACAAGAUGUCAAAUACAAGAACACGCUCGAUGUGUUGAGCAAGAUCUACAAAGAGAAGGGAGUGUUGGGUUGGUACAAGGGUCUUCUUUCCACCAUUGUUGGUUCCUUCACUCAAAACUUGAGUUUUUUCUAUUGGUAUUCAGUUGUGAAGAAGGUUUACGAAAACUUGAAGAAACAUCAACCAAAUCAUAAACCAACCACGGCUACGGAACUUGCCCUUGGAGCAAUUGCUGCCGCCAUAAGUCAAUGUUUCACCAUGCCUAUUGGUGUAGUUACAACCAUGCAGCAAACUGAUAGUCACCAUAGGUCGUUGCCGGUGUUGGUUCGUGAUAUUGUUAACCAAGAUGGUAUCACUGGGUUAUGGAGAGGGUUAAGAGUCAGUUUGGUUUUGUGCAUAAACCCAUCUAUUACGUACGGAUCUUUUGAAAGAUUGAAGCUGAUUAUCUACCCAACCAAGCUCAUUUUGAACCCAUUGGAAUCUUUCAGUUUGGGUGUCUUGGCUAAAUGUUUGGCAACUGUUGCAACCCAGCCAUUGAUUGUCGCUAAGGCAUUAUUGCAAAAGGCUAAGAAACCAAAGGAUCACAACAAGAAUAAAUUCGGUGAGCAUGAAGAUGAAGAAGAGGAUAUCAAAUUUGAUCAUUUCACUCAUGCAUUGGCUCAUUUGUGGAAGACUGAGAAGUUUAGAGGUUUGUAUAAGGGUAUUGGUCCACAAUUGUUGAAGGGUGUUUUCGUUCAAGGGUUGUUGUUUAUGUUUAAAGAUCAGAUUGAUUUGUUGUUUUUGUAUCUUUUGGCAUUGGCCAAGAGAAGAAGGAUAGCAAAGGCUUAG
Messenger RNA from Lodderomyces theae, 960 nucleotides. RefSeq names its product Ant1p (gene ANT1). The coding region runs from base 1 to 960 and encodes 319 amino acids. NCBI's taxonomy places the organism in Eukaryota, Fungi, Ascomycota, Pichiomycetes, Serinales, Debaryomycetaceae. The record is from RefSeq and is a predicted model, not a curated record. The transcript has a single exon.